CGAUCAUCACCAAUCGGACACACAGACAGCAGUGAGAACUAGAGAAUCAGUUUUGAACAUCGCAGCCCCUGUAUUGAAGUGAAAGGAGCCUCCACCUCCGCCGAAUCGCCCCUGCCGCCGAUUGCCGAUUGCCGGCCGUCCUCUCCUCCAUCAGACACAGACACCAGUCAGCGAUUAAGGACUUAAGACCGUGGCUCGUGAUUUGAUCGGAAGACUCGGUUCGGUUCAGUGUUUAAUCGGAAGACAACACUCGUUCAAGCUAAAAUUUUCAAAUUACUUGACACCUGCACCAAUGGCCAUUUCUUCGUUGGCUGCUGUCUCGGUAUCCAAAACCCUAAUGAAAACAUCAACCUCCGUUCCAAGAUUAACAAUGUACAAUCACCUCAACAUAACCCACAACCAUCUUAGAUCAACGGUUCUCAAACUGAAACCCCCUCUGGCUUUCAUCUUCAAAGCAUACACACCAAAAUCACUGACCUGCAACAGCUACCAACGGAACCAGAUAAAAUCCCUCUUCACAGGAAUCGUUGAAGAAAUGGGAGAAGUCAAGCAACUGGGUUACGACGAAUCCGGCCAGUCAUUUGACAUGGUAAUCCAUUCCCCAACCGUCCUGCAAGACGUCAAUCUCGGCGACAGCAUAGCCGUAAACGGGACUUGCUUAACCGUCACAGAGUUCGACAUCCAACGAUUGGAGUUCAAAGUCGGGUUAGCCCCGGAGACUUUAAGAAAAACGUCGUUGAUCGAAUUGGAAAAGGGUUCGGUUGUUAAUUUAGAGAGGGCGGUGAAACCGUCGACUCGAAUGGGCGGGCAUUUUGUGCAGGGGCAUGUGGAUGGAACAGGGGAGAUUGUUUCGAUGGAACCGGAAGGGGAUUCGUUAUGGAUUAAGGUGAAAACGUCGCCGGAGAUUUUGAAGUUUAUAGUGCCGAAAGGUUUUAUUGCGGUGGAUGGGACUAGUUUGACUGUGGUUAAAGUGUUUGAUGAAGAGGAUUGUUUUAAUUUCAUGUUGGUUGAGUAUACACAACAGAAAGUUGUGAUUCCGUUGAAGAAAGUUGGGCAGAAGGUGAAUUUGGAAGUGGAUAUAUUGGGAAAGUAUGUUGAGAGGCUUCUUAGCAGUGGAUUUGUGGACAGUAUCAAAUCAAGAUGAUCGUAUAAUCAUCUUGAUAUCGUUGUGAUUUUGGUUGAUCAAAUUUGAGGAUGUUUUCAAAGGGAGAGGCAUUCUCCGGCUGUCGUGGUGACGGAGGUGGUGGUGGUCGGUAGAAGGAACGGCGGCGAAUAGGGGAAUUGACGACAUGAUCUAGGGCCUUUUUGUUUUUGAGCCAGAGGUUUGACCAGUUUAAGUGUGAGGAGGGAUUGUUAGGGUUUUGAUUCUCAACUGAACAUGAAGACAUUUGGAAUUUGAUGCAAUUCACAUUUGAAUUGAAGAUGAAUUUGGUGGUUGAAAUUUGUGUUGAAGAGUUGAGCUGCUUUUUUGGUUAUUGUUUUGAGUGGUGGGGAUGGUGGCUGUGCGGAGGUGGUGGUUGGAGACGGAGGUGGUUGUGGCUGUGGUGGUGACGUUUUUUGUACUUAAUGACACACUUUCCAAUCUAGUUCUAGUAUCAACAUAAAGGAUGAUUUUUGUAAUUUAUUCUUUAUUAUAAGUUAGAUUUUGAUUUAAACCU
Helianthus annuus (common sunflower) is the source of this 1658-nucleotide messenger RNA. RefSeq names its product riboflavin synthase. Gene Ontology annotation, biological process: riboflavin biosynthetic process. The record is from RefSeq and is a predicted model, not a curated record. The coding region runs from base 293 to 1144 and encodes 283 amino acids. NCBI's taxonomy places the organism in Eukaryota, Viridiplantae, Streptophyta, Magnoliopsida, Asterales, Asteraceae. The transcript has 5 exons. Gene Ontology annotation, molecular function: riboflavin synthase activity.